CUCCCUCUCUCAAAACUAAAUAAACAUUAAAAAAAAUUUUUUUUUAAAACCAGUUCUUGAUUUUUAAACUAUAAUAUAAUCUAAAAUCAGAGGAGUAUACCCAAAUAAUUUGCUUAGAUAUGGAUAUCAUUAACAAAGGUGGACACAGACUGCCUCUUCAAGAAAACAGGAUUAAUGCUUAAACAUCUUCACGGUCAGUACUCAGAAUAAGUCCCCGCAGUGAAAGAGAAACCUCCCUGCGUCCCCUCCUGUGUCGAGAAAGCGUCAGCCUGCUGCUGCUGCUCCUGGCCUCUGCUGUCCCGCUGCUGCUGUUACGCUCGCCGCACUGUUGACACUUCCCGUCACGUUUGCCAGGAGCUGGGGGUGUGUCACAGCACACAAGCCCCCAGGACACCAGCGGGUGCCACACAGCUCGAUUCUGGCACUGUCCCCCUGGAGACCCGAGGUGGACCGCCCACCCACUGCAUUUUUUUUUAAUGUUUAUUUUCUUGUUUAUUUUUUUUAUUUUUUUUCAUUUUUGAGAGAGAGAGAAAGAGCAUGAGCAGGGGCGCGGCAGAGGGGGGGCAGGAUCUGCAGCGGGCUCCGUGCUGACAGCAGUGAGCCCGAUGUGGGGCUGGAACUCCUGAAGCAUGAGAUCGUGACGUGAGCCGAAGGCGGGUGCUUCACCAGCUGUGCCCCCCACGCGCCCCUGUGCCCCCCACUUCAGAUUCCAGCCAGAGCCGUGGGUCCUCGAGCUCCCCACAACCUCCGUCUGCCUGGGCCACCAGUCAGAGGCUCCCACAGCCCCCUCCUUGGGUUCGGCUGAUUUGCCAGCGUGGCUCACAGAACUCAGACACUUGUGCUAAAGGAGACCAGAGAGGAUGCAGGCUUCUUGCGUCCAGUACCGCUUAGUGGUCCGGGAUGUGCACACCCUCCAGAUCCUUCACCUGUACACGUGCCUGGACCAGAUCCAGCACAUCGAGUGGUCGGCGGACUCCCUCUUCAUCCUGUGCGCCAUGUACAAGCGGGGGCAGGUUCAGCUUGACGCGCGUGCGCUCAUGUGUUGUGGGUCUGCGUUUCUGUCCGUUGCGAAUCCAGGUGUGGUCCCUGGAGCAGCCGGAGUGGCACUGCAGGAUCGACGAGGGCUCGGCCGGGCUGGUGGCCUCCUGCUGGAGCCCCGACGGCCGCCACAUCCUCAACACAACCGAGUUCCACCUGCGGAUAACUGUCUGGUCCUUGUGCACAAAGUCCGUGUCUUACAUCAAAUACCCCAAAGCCUGUCAGCAGGGGGUCUCCUUUACCCGGGACGGCCGCUACAUGGCGCUGGCGGAGCGGCGCGACUGCCAGGACCACGUGAGCGUCUUCGUCUGCAGCGACUGGCAGCUCCUGCGGCACUUUGACACAGAGACCCAGGACCUCGCAGGGAUCGAGUGGGCCCCAAACGGCUGUGUGCUGGCAGUGUGGGACACCUGCCUGGAGUACAAGGUCCUGCUCUACUCCUUGGACGGCCGUCUCUUGUCCGCGUACUGUGCCUACGAGUGGUCCCUGGGCGUCAAGUCUGUGGCCUGGAGCCCCAGCAGUCAGUUCCUGGCCAUCGGAAGCUAUGACGGGAAGGUGCGCAUCCUUAAUCACGUGACUUGGAAAAUGAUCACAGAGUUCGGGCACCCAGCCACCAUUAACAAUCCCAAAAUAGUUGUGUACAAGGAAGCCGAGAAGACUCCGCGGCUGGCGCCGGGCCGCCUGGCCUUCCCCCCGCCCAGAGCAGCGGCCGGCGUGGCCUCCCCCGCGGAGACCAAGUAUGAGAUCGCCUCCGUGCCAGUCUCCUUACAGACCCUGAAGCCUGUUGCCGACAGAGCGAACCCGAAAAUCGGCAUCGGAGCGCUGGCCUUCAGCCCGGACAGCUACUUCCUGGCCACGAGAAGCGACAGUGUCCCGAACGCCGUCUGGAUCUGGGACAUUCAGAAGCUGAGGCUCUUCGUGGUGCUGGAGCAGCUGUCCCCCGUGCGCUCCUUCCAGUGGGACCCGCAGCAGCCCCGGCUGGCCAUCUGCACGGGAGGCGGCAAGGUGUACCUGUGGUCGCCAGCGGGCUGCGUGUCCGUGCAGGUGCCCGGGGAAGGUGACUUUCAGGUGCUUUCUCUGUGCUGGCAUUUAAACGGGGACUCACUGGCCCUCCUCAGUAAGGACCACUUCUGCCUGUGUUUCCUGGAAACCGAGGACAGGGUUGGCACGGCCUUUGGACGGCCAGGUGACCACACGUAGGACCUGCGAGUGCCCAGGCCCGGCCGAGACGAGAGAACACCGCGGCACGUGGCAGCUACGGGGGAAGGUGCGGGGCUUCUGGGGGGCGGGGGGUGUUCCCCAACAGUGGCCCAGAUGAAAUGACCGGCUUUUAUUUUUGUAUAGCAUUCCUGUAAAUAUGUAUGGUAUGAAACUAAUUUUUAUUUAAAAUAAACAUUUGCUAACUCA
This is a messenger RNA of Felis catus (domestic cat), 2445 nucleotides long. RefSeq names its product WD repeat containing, antisense to TP73 (gene WRAP73). The transcript is spliced from 12 exons. Bases 901 to 2238 code for a protein of 445 amino acids. The record is from RefSeq and is a predicted model, not a curated record. Gene Ontology annotation, biological process: protein localization to mitotic spindle pole body; mitotic sister chromatid segregation; microtubule anchoring at mitotic spindle pole body. Gene Ontology annotation, cellular component: MWP complex; microtubule organizing center; mitotic spindle. Lineage: Eukaryota; Metazoa; Chordata; Mammalia; Carnivora; Felidae. Gene Ontology annotation, molecular function: protein binding.